Messenger RNA from Papaver somniferum (opium poppy), 2064 nucleotides. Its product is annotated as pectin acetylesterase 5-like. Gene Ontology annotation, molecular function: hydrolase activity. Lineage: Eukaryota; Viridiplantae; Streptophyta; Magnoliopsida; Ranunculales; Papaveraceae. The record is from RefSeq and is a predicted model, not a curated record. Bases 1 to 1887 code for a protein of 628 amino acids. The transcript is spliced from 13 exons.
AUGGCGUAUAGAUGUGCUUUUGUAGGUUAUUCACUUAACAGUAUUACUUACAGAUUUUUAAUCCUUGACACUUUUGAGAUUGUAGAAUCUGUAGAUGUGGAAUUUUUUGAGAACUUGAAUAGGAAUAGUUCCCAAAUGCAACCCAUAGAAAACCCAUUGUUACCUAGUCUAGAAUAUAUAGAGACUAUUAACAAUGAUGAACAUUCUUCUCCUAACAUAGAAGAUAUUUCUGAAAGUAUAGAAGAUAUCGAACCUAGAAGAAGUAAGAGAGCAAGGAAAGCGAAAAGCUUUGGUCCGGAAUGGGUACAAUAUCUUGUAGAAGGUAGUAAGAAUGAAAUUCUUAGUAUGACUAGAUAUGUAAUGCAUGUUGAUGAUGACCCUAAAACUUAUGAUGAGGAAAUGAGUUCCAGAGAUGCUAUUUUCUGGAAAGAGUCCAUCAAUGAUGAAAAACAUUCACUUUUUUCUAAUGGUACUUGGAUAUAUUGUGAUUUACCUCCUGGCGUAAAGCCUAUAGGAUGUAAAUGGGUAUUCAAGAGAAAAAUGAAUGCAGACGGUUCCAUUGAUAAGUUCAAAGCCAGACUAGUUGCUAAGGAGACUUACCAAAUGGGAGAUGUCCAAAAAGAAGAAAGAAGUAGAGGUUCUUUCGCUUAUCGAAGAACAAAUGAUUAUAUAAAAAACGGUAUGACACUUUUGGUUGUCAUUGCCAUCAUCUAUACAACAACGACUGUCAAUGCACAGUACUCACUACCAAGCGACGAUCCUAUUAAAAUCGAUUUAACUCUAUUGCGUGGUGCUUCAGAAAUAGGAGCAGUUUGUCUAGAUGGAAGUGCACCUGCGUUUCAUUUCAGCAGGGGUUUUGGUUCUGGUGCUGAUAAUUGGCUUAUUCACCUUGAGGGCGGUGGCCUGUGCAAUACAAUGAAGUCAUGUUCUGAACGUAAGCAGAGUCCGAUUGGAUCAUCGAAGUUCAUGGAGAAAAUGGGUUUUGGCGGAAUUUUGAGUAGCAACAAGUCGAAAAAUCCUGGGUUCUAUAACUGGAACAAAGUAAAGGUACGCUAUUGUGACGGUGCUUUUUUUUUUUCUGGGACUCGCACCGGCGAAUAUGAGUAUAAUACAACAGGCCAACUAUACUUCAGAGGACAGCUCAUCUGGGAUGCAGUUAUGGUCGAACUUAUGGAGUUAGGGAUAUACAAUGCUAAACAGGCUUUUCUUACAGGUUGCUCUGCUGGUGGAUUGGCGACACUCAUACAUUGUGAUAGUUUUGCAGAACUUUUUACUCCUGGAAAAGUAAAUGUGAAAUGUCUCUCAGAUGCGGGGUUUUUCAUAGACGAGAAAGAUAUAUCCGGUGGCCGCACCAUACGUUCUUUCUUUCAUGGUGUAGUAAAAUUCCAGGGUAUGGUGGCUAGUUUGAACAAAGCGUGUCUCGCGGAACUGAAACCAUUUACGGGAAGCCUGUCCCAGUGUUUAUUUCCCCAAAAUUUUGUCAAGAACCUAAAGACGCCAGUUUUCCUCGUAAAUCCUUCUUAUGAUGCGUUGCAGAUAGAAAAUGUUUUGCUUCCACCUUCGGCAUACGAUUAUUGGGCGAAAUGUACAAAGGACAUUGCACAAUGUAGCCCAAGCAUGCUCUAUAAAUUACAUGCAUUCCGAGAUUCCAUGUUAAGAGUACUGAGCCAAUAUAAGCGGAAAAAAAAUAUAGGUAUGUUCAUAGAUUCAUGCUUUGCGCAUUGCCAGACGGAUAGCGACAAAUGGCAUUUGCAUUCUCCAAGGAUCAACAAUAAGACCAUUGCAGAAGCAGUAGGGGAUUGGUAUUUCAAUAGAAAUACGGUACAUUAUAUCAAUAAUUGCCGAUAUCCUUGCAAUCCUACUUGUAGUAAUAAAGUGUGGGAAUAAUCGGGAGAACUUGGAGGAGUACUACAAUAUGAAUUUUGGUGGUGAGGUUAGAUCUGGGCGAAGUUACACAAAGCAUGAUGAGGUUAACUACACGACAUCCAUCAGCAGGGGGCUCGACCGAAAGAGUUUUUUCAUUUUAAAAAAACAAAAAAAUAAAUAAAGAUUUCCUUUCAUUCU